Aspergillus ruber CBS 135680 is the source of this 1072-nucleotide messenger RNA. Its product is annotated as L-threonylcarbamoyladenylate synthase. Gene Ontology annotation, cellular component: cytoplasm. The record is from RefSeq and is a predicted model, not a curated record. The transcript has a single exon. NCBI's taxonomy places the organism in Eukaryota, Fungi, Ascomycota, Eurotiomycetes, Eurotiales, Aspergillaceae. Gene Ontology annotation, molecular function: double-stranded RNA binding; nucleotidyltransferase activity; tRNA binding. Bases 233 to 1006 code for a protein of 257 amino acids. Gene Ontology annotation, biological process: regulation of translational fidelity.
ACCUUCGAAGUACUGAGGGAAAAGACGCCACGAGCAAUCGAUCAAUGGUCCUCCCUUGCGACAAACCCCGUUUGUGUGGAAAGAUCCGGCGAUGAAACACUCAUAAAAUCUCCGAGGACAGUCUUGUGCUAACCAGCAAAUUGAAUGUCAUCAUGACGUGUCGCAUUCGCUUGACCACAUAUAUUCCUACCUUGACUAGCAUGUAAUAGCUAAUCUUCAUUCAUCACUUUCAAUGGCUCCCCGUUUCAUACCCAAGCCAGGUACUGCUCCCAACGUCGCUCGUGACGCUAAAGAGGUCUAUAGCACUCUUAAAUGUGGUGGAGUUGUCAUCAUCCCAACCGAUGUCGGCUACGCACUCUUGACCAGCACACAGGCGGGAAUUCAGCGGAUUUUCUCAGCCAAAGACCGUCGGGAGGGGCACAAUAUUGGCAUUAUCGGGACAUACAAACAGCACCGAGAGACCCAUUUGCUCUCCGAGGCCAAGUUUGAGAUGACAAGGGUCUUGACAGAAGAUAUGGCGAUGAUUGUCGGGAUCAUUGCCAAAUACGAUACCGAAAACCUUCACCCACGCCUGGCAGCUCUUGAUUCCGCUACGCUAUCCCACGUCACGAAGGGCGAUACGAUCAGUAUCACAGUUCCCGAAGGUCCGUUUCUGAGGGAACUCGGUCGCCUUUGCGAUGAGGACUCGGAUGGCAUGUUAACAUUCGGAACUUCGGCCAAUCUGACCGGCCAGGGGCAACAAUUCCAGAUUGAAGAUAUUGAUCCGAGGGUGCUUGACGCGGUGGACUUGGUAGUGGAUUAUGGUCUGCAGAAAUGGCAUGUGUACAGGCGCGGCGGUGUGAAUUUCGAUGCCGAGAACAUGAAGGUGCUGCGAAAGGGAGCUGGAUACGAAGUAUUUUGCGACCGAAUGCUUAGAUGGUUUCCUCACUUACUAGCGGAGGCAGGUGUAAGCAUUGAGGAGGACCCGGAUUACAAGACUAGCGAGCCUGGAAUGCCUGCUACCUAAAUCAAAGUCUUUCGCACAUUGACCCUGCGUGUAAAGAUUCCUCCGCUCUUGUUUAGGUUCCUAUAG